UCCAAAGACCUCGACCAGCGCUGCUGAAGCCUGAGGGCUUGCUAGUGAUUCAGCAGCAUCGCUAAGAAGCGGACAGGAGAUUGAGGAGUUUCCUACAGAGACUGAAAGAAAAGACGUAAAGGAGGGGAAGGAAUAAAAAAAUAUAUAAUGAUAUGUCUUCCGUGAACAACAAAACCAUGCGAUGAACGAUCUCUGAAAACUUCCUCACUCUCGGAUAAAGACAUUUUGCUUUUUCUUAAAAUUCAUCUAAACUCCAGUAAAUUCGCAUCACACUUGAUUUUCUUGGACCGUGGGGCGCACCGGAGCUGUCCAGUGGUGAAUACAUUGUGAUUCUCGUGCGUCUUUGCGCUAUUUGAGGCUGAGAGGGAUCGUGUAAGGCUGCGUGUGAUCUGGAAAAGGAUCAGCCGAAGUGGCCGACUAUUCAGAAGGAUGCUGGAGGGCAAUGCCUGCAGAAAGAGAGGAUGAGAUUUGUCAAAAGGCGCUGGAACUGCUGUCUGACCUGUGCUCGAAGGGGGAAGUGCAGGACGAAAACUGCCUGGAUUUCAUUUACUACUUCAGGGACCUUGCCAGACCGCGUUAUACAGACCCAGAUGUAUCUGUGAGCCUGUUGUCCCUGCUGGUGACUACCUGUGGUCUGGCCCUCUUCAGCGUCUCAGUUUUUGUGUCAUGGAAGUUGUGCUGGGUGCCACUGAGUGGUCGAUUUCUCCCAGAUGUCCUCAAAGGGGCUCACUUCCUGGGAGGAGACCAACAGCCCGUCCUUACAGAGGUGGAUGGGGAGGAAAGGGAGUAUAGUGAAGAUGGUUGUGUGAAGGAACCCAUUGGGCCACCCCCAUCUACGACUGUCCCGGAGUCAGCCCUGAAGAUUAGCCACACAUCGCCUGAUAUCCCUUUGGAGACUCAGGCUAAGGUGGAGAAAAACCAGGUCCACACUUUGGCCCGGGACAGAGUUCAAAGACAAAUUACUGAGCCUACUUCCUCUGUACGGCACAACUCCAUUCGUCGUCAGAUGAACCUGUCCAAUCCGGACUUCAAUCCUGCCCAAUUCCAGCGUCAGGAAUCUCUGUCUGGUUUAGGCAGACUCAAACCAGAACUGUACAAGCAGCGCUCUGUGGAUGCUGAAGAUGGUCGUCAUUCCGACAGCUGUGGACGUCUGCAUUUUGUCCUGAAGUUUGACUUUGACCUUGAGCAGCUGAUAGUGAAAAUCCACAAGGCUCAGGACCUUCCAGCUAAGGACUUUACUGGAACCUCUGACCCAUAUGUCAAGAUCUACCUGUUGCCUGACCGCAAAAAUAAGCACCAGACAAAGGUGCACCGCAAGACACUUAAUCCUGUGUUCGAUGAGGUGUUUCUUUUUCCUGUGGCAUAUGCUGAGCUGUCUACACGCAAACUGCAUUUUAGCGUCUAUGACUUUGACAGGUUCUCUCGCCAUGAUUUAAUUGGCCAAGUGGUGGUGGAAAACUUCUUGGAUCUUGCUGACUUUCCACGGGAGACAAAACUAUGCCGGGAUAUACAAUAUGUCACCUCGGACAAUGUGGACCUGGGAGAAUUGAUGUUUUCAUUGUGCUAUCUCCCCACCGCUGGCAGGCUCACCAUUACCAUGAUCAAAGCUAGAAAUCUCAAAGCCAUGGACAUCACUGGAGCUUCAGAUCCAUAUGUUAAGGUGUCUCUCAUGUGUGAUGGCCGGAGGUUAAAAAAAAGGAAGACGUCAACCAAACGUAACACUCUGAACCCAGUGUAUAAUGAAGCCAUUGUGUUUGAUGUGCCUCCUGAGAACAUUGACCAGAUCAGUCUGCUCAUAGCCGUCAUGGACUAUGACCGGGUUGGACAUAAUGAAGUGAUUGGAGUUUGCAAAGUUGGAAGUGAGGCUGAGACUCUGGGACGAGACCACUGGAAUGAGAUGCUGACAUACCCACGGAAACCAAUUGCACACUGGCACCCUCUCAUAGAGUGGGUUGGACAAGGAGCAGUGGGAAGUGGAAGCCAAGGAGGAUCUACCAAUUCCCUGAAGACACCCCCAUCACCAUGACUGCUCAUGUACAUGACUACAACCAAACACACCUCAACACUCAAACAAGCUCAAAGAGAGAAAGGGAGACACAUGCAGAGUCUCAGAAUGAUAGUUGAUGGACAUUUGGAGAGUUUACCUUGCAUGUUAAAACAUGCAAUGUGUAACUUGCAGGUGACCACAGCUUCACAUCAGCUGAAACAUUACGCAAUCUUGUAUCAAUAGAUUGAAUAAGUAACAAGGAAUUGUGCAUAAAGGCUUCCAACCCCUCAAUGUCUUCACAAAACUUAAUUACAUUCCAGCCAAGAAAACAGUAUUUUGAUUUGUCAUUUUGAGUUGCUACUGACAGUAUUAACAAGUUAAAUGUAUUUAAAAGUAUUGCUUUUUUUAGAAACUACAAGUUUGUGGACUAAUGCACACAUUUAUGUAUAUAUAUGUGUGUAUAUAUAUAAAAAGUGUGAUUCAUGUAAGUGUUCAGCUCUGAUACAGUAUAGUUAGUUAGAGAUG
This is a messenger RNA of Cheilinus undulatus (humphead wrasse), 2512 nucleotides long. RefSeq names its product synaptotagmin IXb (gene syt9b). Gene Ontology annotation, cellular component: dense core granule; membrane. Lineage: Eukaryota; Metazoa; Chordata; Actinopteri; Labriformes; Labridae. Gene Ontology annotation, molecular function: phosphatidylserine binding; SNARE binding; calcium-dependent phospholipid binding. Bases 443 to 2026 code for a protein of 527 amino acids. The transcript has 8 exons. Gene Ontology annotation, biological process: calcium-ion regulated exocytosis; regulation of calcium ion-dependent exocytosis; cellular response to calcium ion. The record is from RefSeq and is a predicted model, not a curated record.